Leptonychotes weddellii (Weddell seal) is the source of this 842-nucleotide messenger RNA. The record is from RefSeq and is a predicted model, not a curated record. Lineage: Eukaryota; Metazoa; Chordata; Mammalia; Carnivora; Phocidae.
AUAUGGUUGGCCCUUGCCCACCAGCACCCCUCUGCUGAGUGGGUGUGCCAACCUCACCUGCCCUUCCCUCCCUGCUCCCCUGCAGACUCCAGCUCAAGCCUCUCCCUUCAGGAAAGGUGGACUGUGGUCAAGGGCCUGCUGCGCUACAUCGUCCCCUUGGUCCUGGUUUACUUUGCGGAGUAUUUCAUCAAUCAGGGGCUUUUUGAGCUCCUGUUCUUCCGGAACACGUCCCUGAGUCACGCUCAGCAGUAUCGCUGGUACCAGAUGCUCUACCAGGCUGGCGUCUUUGUUUCCCGCUCUUCUCUCCACUGCUGUCGCAUCCGUUUCACGUGGGUCCUGGCCCUGCUGCAGUGCCUCAACCUGGCCUUCCUGCUGGUGGACGUGUGGUUGAGCUUCCUUCCCAGCAUCUACCUCGUCUUCCUGAUCAUUCUGUAUGAGGGGCUCCUCGGAGGUGCUGCCUACGUGAACACCUUCCACAACAUCGCCCUGAAGACAAGUGAUGAGCACCGGGAAUUUGCCAUGGCAGCUGCCUGUAUCUCCGACACUCUGGGAAUCUCCCUGUCAGGGCUCCUGGCCCUGCCUCUACACGACUUCCUUUGUCACCUGUCUUGACGUUCUGGCUUCUUGGGACAUGGGACACACUAAUCCGGGCCUGCAACGACAGGCGGGCAAGCCCGAGCAAGCUCUGGCCCAGGCUUCCCUGAGCGGCGGGGUGCAGAGAAGUGCUGAGGUCCCGUUCCCCUUCGAGCGAGCCAGCAGUUUUCGCCCACUCCCAGGCUGGCCUUGGGGAGUUUCUUCAUGGUGUUACGUCCUCAGAAUAAAUGCCUAUUUUAUCAAUUUUA